AUGGAGGCCGUUAGCGCAGCCAACGACACACAGGACCAGCUCCGCCUCCUGCCCCCGCCUGGCGACGACCUCAGCUACCAUGACUACGACCCGAAUGGCGGCGCUGUCCCCCCAGCGCUGCCGACGCUGGUGUUCGAGGGAGUGAAUUUUCCAGAGGACCCCAUCAGACUGCUGAGUGUACAGGUGGUGUUGAUCCUGGCCUACAGCACCAUCAUUGUGCUGGGGGUUCUGGGUAAUUCGCUGGUUAUCUACGUCAUCUACCGCUUUAAGACGCUCCGCACCGUCACCAACUUCUUCAUCGCUAACCUGGCUGUGGCCGACCUCCUGGUCAACACGCUGUGCCUCCCCUUCACCCUCGUCUACACGCUGCAGGGAGAGUGGAAGUUCGGCAGCACCCUCUGUUUCCUGCUGCCCUACGCCCAGGGGCUCGCCGUGCACGUCUCCACGGUGACGCUCAACGUCAUCGCACUGGACCGCCACAGGUGUAUCGUGUACCACCUGGAGACCAGGAUGCGUAAGGACGUGUGUUUUGGGGUGAUCGCGUUGACCUGGGUGCUGAGCGCCGUGCUGGCCAGCCCCCUGGCCAUCUUCAGAGAGUACGGCUCCUUCACUCUGGAGCCUGGACACACCAUACAGGUCUGUACGGAGAAGUGGCCCGGUAAAAGCACCGACGGCACCGUCUACAGCAUCUCCAUGUUGAUCCUGCAGUACUUCCUGCCGCUGUCCAUCAUCUCCUUCGCCUACGCCCGCAUCUGGUCCAAACUGCGCGGCCACGUCAGCCCGGCGGAGAGCAGCGGCAACAGCAGCGCUGGCUCCGAGCGCCACCGCCGGCGCCGCAAGACCACCAAGAUGCUGGUGACCAUGGUGGUGGUGUUCGCCGUCAGCUGGCUGCCCUUCCACGCCUUCCAGCUGGCCACCGACAUCGACAGCACGGUGCUGGACAUGCGCGACUUCCGCCUGCUCUACACCGUCUUCCACGUGGUCGCCAUGUGCUCCACCUUCGCCAACCCGCUGCUGUACGGCUGGAUGAACCGCAACUACCGCGCCGCCUUCCUCGCCGUCUUCAAGUGUCGCAGGGGCGGGGAGAGGGGGAGGGGCGGCCGGCUGGACAGCAUUCACCCCGUCGGGGGAGGAGGCGGAGGGAGGGCGAAGAAGAUAGUGCUUGAAACCCAGGAUGUGGUGUCCACCCGCCUGAACGCCACCGACGUGUGA
Seriola dumerili (greater amberjack) is the source of this 1212-nucleotide messenger RNA. RefSeq names its product neuropeptide Y receptor type 2-like (gene npy2rl). The transcript is spliced from 5 exons. NCBI's taxonomy places the organism in Eukaryota, Metazoa, Chordata, Actinopteri, Carangiformes, Carangidae. Gene Ontology annotation, cellular component: membrane. Gene Ontology annotation, molecular function: neuropeptide Y receptor activity. The coding region runs from base 1 to 1212 and encodes 403 amino acids. Gene Ontology annotation, biological process: G protein-coupled receptor signaling pathway. The record is from RefSeq and is a predicted model, not a curated record.